AUGUGUUUAACUCUCUUUACAUGUCUUUGCCUACGUACAAAAAUCAAUGAACUUAAUUAUCCCUCAUUAUCAAGUAAAUUAUAUUCACCUGAAUUGCGUAGUUUAGUGAGUCACUGUUUAACUUUAGAACCAAAACAUCGUCCGGUUAGUGCUGAAAUUACUCAGUUAUCAAUGAAAAUGUAUAAUCAAUUCUUAAACGAAUCAUCAACAUCGACUACAUCAACUUUGACAGACGGCGACUCAUCAGAUUCGGGCUUUGGAUCAAUAGAAAUUACUGAGAAAUGGACAGUCUAA
Rotaria sp. Silwood2 is the source of this 294-nucleotide messenger RNA. NCBI's taxonomy places the organism in Eukaryota, Metazoa, Rotifera, Eurotatoria, Philodinida, Philodinidae. The record is from the annotation of a GenBank genome assembly.